AUGCCCUCGAGCUUCGGCACCUCUGGGGACAACAGCAUAGCCAGCAAUCCCAGUAGUAGUGGAGCAGAUACAGAGAACCGAAACAGGAACGCCACGGCCAAUCGAGCCGCAAUGGAAAGUCUGCUUAAUGACGAGGACGAGGACUGGGGAACUCAGAACCACUUCGUUCUGCCCCGCAGGGUGUAUUUCCAAGACGUUCACGACCCUAACGAUACAGGCACAGGCCCAGUAAAUCAGCCCGAGGAGAUUGAUCUCACUGUCUCGUCGGAUGAGGACGAAGGCAGCGGGCAGAACGCAGCAGAUAGCGGCGAAAUCAUCGAGAUUCUGGAUUCUUCGGGCGUUUCGCAGCCGGCGCCUUUACCUCGAAAGCGACGACGACCAGGAGCCAACACAAUGCUAGAGCCUAAACGCCAGCGCAUGACAGACAUGAUGAGAAGCGCAGAGUCCACCAAUAUCAGCAUACAGAACAGUGAGACGGUGGAGGAAUUUAAGCGACGACUCAAGUGCAGCAUCUGUCUAGACGUACUGGAAGACAUGACCUCCACUUUAUGUGGCCACAUCUUCUGUGCUUGCUGCAUCCACCAAGCGAUUCGAGCCAGUGGAAAGUGUCCUCUGUGCCAGCGUCGUCUACAUUUCAAGGACACACAUCGCCUAUUCUUUUGA
Messenger RNA from Phytophthora infestans T30-4, 663 nucleotides. RefSeq lists its product as uncharacterized. Lineage: Eukaryota; Oomycota; Peronosporomycetes; Peronosporales; Peronosporaceae. The coding region runs from base 1 to 663 and encodes 220 amino acids. The transcript has a single exon. The record is from RefSeq and is a predicted model, not a curated record.